CUACCUUAGUCAAUCCUUUUGGGUCGGUACUGUCGGUACUUUUUCGUUUUAGUUCCCCCACGUUUUUGGGGUUUAUAAACAAUGAGAGUGAAUUUCAAUUAUGCCAAGGAAGAUCGUUAUUAUGGACUGAGUGAUUGAGAAAUUUGAUGUGAUUAUUCAGUGAUUAUUUUAUUGUGAUUCAGUGGAAAUACCAUGGGUUUGUUUUCGGAGCCGUUGUUGUUUGCUGUAGCUCUUCUGGACACUGGAGCUGUACUUUUUGUUCUUGUCUACUUUGUAAUUGCACUCUCUGACCUUGAAUGUGAUUAUUUAAAUGCUCAGCAAUGCUGCUUGAGAUUAAAUCAGUGGGUUGUACCAAAGCUAGUUGCUCACACCCUCGUCAACGUGAUCCUGUUAAUUCAUGGCCAGUGGCUUUUGGCAUUGGCGAAUCUGCCAAUGAGUUUGUGGCUAUGUGGUGAGUACUUGACUGUACCCCAGGGCAACAUGGGAGUCUUCGAUCCCACCGAAAUUCACAACAGAGGACAAUUGAAGAAACACACGAGGGACUGCUUGAUAUACCUCGGAUACUAUCUCAUCUUCUUCUUCAUUUACCUCUACUGUCUCAUUAUUGCACUACUCAGGGGCGAUCCCAUCAACAGAAAAGACGACGAUGUUAUUGUUUGAUUCACUUUUUUUUUUUCACCAAUUUCCUUGUUUCGUUUGGAGAGUCUGGGAUUUAAUGGAAAAUGAAAGUAAUUUAGAGGGAUGAGGAGAAUUUAUAAGGAUGUAUGAGAAAUUAUUAAUUUCUAGUCCAUCGCAUUCGACUGCAGCCAAAAAGAAACGAAAUACAGACAUAAAUUUUUAAGCACA
Molecule: messenger RNA, 846 nt
Organism: Fopius arisanus
Lineage: Eukaryota; Metazoa; Arthropoda; Insecta; Hymenoptera; Braconidae
Gene: cnir
Product: cornichon-like protein
Exons: 4
Coding region: 193-660 (155 amino acids)
Biological process (GO): endoplasmic reticulum to Golgi vesicle-mediated transport
Cellular component (GO): COPII-coated ER to Golgi transport vesicle; endoplasmic reticulum membrane
Source: RefSeq, a predicted model, not a curated record